Molecule: messenger RNA, 2448 nt
Organism: Myzus persicae (green peach aphid)
Lineage: Eukaryota; Metazoa; Arthropoda; Insecta; Hemiptera; Aphididae
Gene: sfl
Product: bifunctional heparan sulfate N-deacetylase/N-sulfotransferase
Exons: 13
Coding region: 32-2320 (762 amino acids)
Cellular component (GO): Golgi apparatus
Molecular function (GO): deacetylase activity; heparan sulfate N-sulfotransferase activity
Source: RefSeq, a predicted model, not a curated record
AUAUGUUUUAUAUCACUGCUGCAGAUAUAAAAUGGAAGUGGCCGGCAAAUCGUUACCGGCGCUGACGAAUUUGGACAAAGGCCGAUAUUCCGUCAUCGUGUUCGAGAAUUACCACCGGUACCUGAACAUGGACAAAUGGAACAGAGAGCUGUUGGACAAGUAUUGUAGGGAAUACGGGGUCGGCAUAUUGGGAUUUUUUCCGCCAGCCAACCGCCACAUGACCAGCGUCAAGGUCAAAGGGUUUCCGUUGUACUUGCACACAAAACUAUCUCUCAGGGAUGCCAUGCUGAACUCAGCGUCGCCGGUGUUGAGGGUUGCCCGAGCGGGUGGCGUGUACCAAGGGCCUCUGCCAGGCGACGAUUGGUCCGUGUUCACCGCCAAUCACACGACGUAUGAACCAGUGGCCUGGGGCAGCAACAGCAGCGGUGGACGGGCUGAAUACGUCCCUCUUGCCACGGUCAUGCAAGAUCAUGGCAUGUUCGAUGGGAUAUCGAGGGUGUUGUUCGGCAACGGGCUUAACUUUUGGCUGCACCGGCUGUUGUUCCUCGACUCGCUGUCGUACCUCAGUAAGGGAUUGCUGAGCAUAUCACUCGAACGACAGGUGCUAGUGGACAUCGACGAUAUAUUCGUCGGCGAGAGCGGCAUCCGGAUGUGGAAGGAUGACGUCCACGACUUGAUUAAGACUCAAGAUCGGAUACGCCAGCUGGUGCCUGGAUUUAAAUUCAACUUGGGAUUUUCUGGAAAAUAUUUCCAUCGGGGCACAUGGGAGGAAAACGAAGGGGACGAUACGAUAUUGGAAAAUGUUGAUAAGUUCAACUGGUUUUGUCACAUGUGGAAUCACAUGCAACCACAUCUGUACAACAAUGAAACGCAUCUGGAGUACGAGAUGUCACUGAACAAGGCAUUUGCCGAGGCGCAUGGGAUACCGACUAACUCCAGCUACUCAGUAGCACCCCACCAUUCCGGGGUUUAUCCGGUACAUGAACUGUUAUAUACCGUUUGGAAGAAGGUCUGGAACAUUCGAGUGACUUCGACUGAAGAAUAUCCGCAUCUGAGGCCUGCCAGGCUGAGGAGAGGAUUCGUCCAUCGUAGCAUUAAGGUAUUGCCUAGGCAGACUUGUGGCUUGUUCACGCAUACCAUCUAUGUUGACCGGUACCCGGGAGGACGCAAAAAACUGGACGAAUCCAUAAUGGGUGGUGAACUAUUUCAAACCAUUGUUUAUAACCCCAUCAACGUAUUCAUGAGCCACAUGUCCAAUUACGGCAGUGACCGGCUGGCGUUAUAUACCUUCGAGUCGGUAUUUCAGUUCAUCAGGUGCUGGACAAAUUUGAAAUUGGUAUCAUCAGGACCCCUGGAACUGGCAGACAAAUAUUUUCAGAUGUAUCCAGAAGAAAUUGAUCCAGUGUGGGGUAAUCCUUGCCUGGACCAACGUCAUCUUAAGAUUUGGUCUUACAAAAAAUCUUGCCAGCAUCUUCCUAAGUUUCUCGUUAUUGGACCUCAGAAGACUGGCACCACGGCGUUGUACACAUUCCUGUCAAUGCACCCAAACAUAUCAGCAAACAUUCCAAGCAAAGAAACAUUUGAAGAAAUCCAAUUCUUCAAUGGUCGUAACUAUUACAAGGGAUUGGAUUGGUACAUGCAAUUCUUCCCUUCAAAUGACUCUGUGGACAACAAGAUUGUGUUUGAAAAAUCCGCCACUUAUUUUGAUUCAGACAUUGUGCCCAAACGGGUGCAGGCACUACUGCCCAACGUAAAACUUGUAACCAUAUUAAUUUCACCAGCCAAAAGAGCAUACAGCUGGUACCAACACGCCAAAGCCCACGGCGAUCCAAACACUCUCAAGUAUUCAUUUCACCAAGUGAUAACAGCCAACGAAUCCGUCGCGCCAAAACCACUGAGGGACUUUCGUAAUAGAUGCUUAAACCCAGGAAAGUAUGCAUUGCACAUAGAACAUUGGUUGGAUUAUUUCCAUCACAAUAACUUGCACAUAAUUGAUGGCGACCAGCUAAAGUCCAAUCCCGUGGAUGUGCUCGACCAGUUUCAAAAGUUCUUAAAAAUCACACCGCCUUUUGAUUAUUCUUCUCACAUCAGAUAUGAUGCCAAGAAGGGAUUCUUCUGCAAGGUUUUGGAAGGCGGUGGUAACAAGUGCCUAGGAAAGGGCAAAGGGCGGCAAUAUGCCACCAUGGACGCGGAGUCAUACAAAUACCUCAGAGAGUAUUAUAUGCCGUACAACACAGCAUUGGUGAAACUAUUGCGCAAGCUGGAGCACACUACCAUCCCACAGUGGCUUAAAGACGAUUUGAGCUAUUCGUCCACCUGACAUUUGCUUCGUACGUGUUUUGGUGGUAGAAAAAAGAAAUAUCAGCGGUUGUUGGCUGGUGUAUAUUCUACCACGAAGAAAUAAAAAUGCUGAAUUUGCCAUAUUCAUAUGAUGUUUACAUUAUAUUU